UUUUCUACCCCUCCUAUCAGCUUGCAGCUCAGACUCCAGUGUCUACACUCAAUGGUCUUUUGUAUGUAGACACUGAAUAGGCACUGUACAGUCUCACUCCUCCCUCACCAGUUCAACCUCCCUCCCUCUCACCCCUCCUCUUUUACGCUUCCUAGCAAGUGCUUGUCCCUUGACACAAUUACUGACGUCACAGGUGGCUUGAUGAGCUUCCCUGCAGUGCUUUGUUCAGCGUGAUCAGUUUUGGAAUCAAAAGUUGAGGGGGGAGGCAGCUGGCUGCCUGAAAGCAUCAGGUGUGCGUACAGAGGCAGGGGGAGAAAGGAGAAGAGGAACAGCAAUCAGAUGAAUGAGCUGCGCAGCACAGGACAUGUGAUAGGACAGCAGGACCGUGCUGGGUCUAUAGCGGCAUGUUUUUGUCACAAUCAAGAUACAAGGACAGCCGUUAGAGGGAGAUGAACUUGUAUUAAUUUUUUGGGAACUGGGCGGACUAAAUGAUUCUGUCAAUAAAUUACCAUUACCACUAGUUUGUCUUUGGACUUGCGCAUAAGGGUGAGCUGUUCUUCUGCUGGACCAUGACUGGCAAGCAAAGAAUCCAAUGGAGGUCCAUGUGCAAAAGCCUGGUCCUGGGUACAUUUCUGACAAGCUGCAUGAUCCUUGUUUACUGCCUCUCCACCCCACAAGUCCACUUCAGUCUGCCUGAAGUUCCGGUGCCUUAUUCCUGCGCCCACCGUCCAACACAGUCCCACCACAAACCAACCAUCAACAAUUCAGACACUGCCUACACCUGUGCUCCUAAAGUUGAUAUCAUGUUCAUGAAGACCCACAAAACAGCCAGCAGCACCUUCCUUAACAUCCUUUUCCGAUUUGGAGAGAAACACCAGCUCAAAUUUGCUUUUCCCGACAGCAGAAAUGACUUCUUCUACCCAUCUCUUUUCCAGCGCUCCCAUGUUAAAGACUACAGACCGGGAAUGUGUUUCAAUAUUAUCUGUAAUCACAUGCGCUUCAAUGCACCUGAAGUGUCCAAGUUGCUGCCUGUGGACACAUCCUACAUCACCAUUCUGCGAGACCCUGCAGAGCUUUUUGAAUCCUCCUUCCACUACUUUGGCCGCCUGGUGCCUUUUACUUGGAAGAUACCAGGUGACGACAAGCUGACUGAGUUCCUACGUGAUCCCCACAAGUACUUUGAUCCAGAGAGUUUCAACUCUUACUACCUCAAGAAUCUGCUGUUUUUUGACUUUGGACUGGACAACUCUCUGGAUGUGAAUGAUCCGCGAGUGGAAGAAGGAAUCAAAUUCAUCAGUGACCGUUUUCAGCUGGUCAUGUUAGUGGAACACUUUGAGGAAUCACUCAUCCUGCUAAAGGAUGCCCUCUGCUGGGAGAUGGAUGAUUUGCUCUUCUUUAAGCUCAAUAUCCGUAAGGGAUCCACUGUGUCUAAAUUUACUCCUGAGCUGAGAGCUAGGGCCCUUGAGUGGAAUGCUAUUGAUUGGAAGCUAUACCAGCAUUUUAAUCAAACUUUCUGGAAGAAAGUAGAUAUGUACGGGCGGAAGCGUAUGGCUGCGGAUGUGGCAGAGCUCAAGAAGAGGAACAAAGAGAUGACAUCUAUCUGCAUUGAGGGUGGCCAUGCUGUAGAUGCUGGCAGCAUCCAAGAGACAGACAUGCAGCCCUGGCAGCCAAUCGGAGAGAAGUCUAUCAUGGGCUAUAAUUUAAAAAAGAAUAUAGACAAAGCACAUCGGAAGCUGUGUCGCAAGAUGUUAAUGCCUGAGAUUCAGUACUUAACAGAGCUUGGGGUGAACCUUUGGAUUACCAAGUUGUGGGGCCAUGUCCGAGAUAUAAUUAACUGGUAACUGAGUGUGUGAGCAACAGGGGCCAAUUUAAAUCUGAAACACUGUAUUAAGAAGUACUGCAUGGCUGACAG
Messenger RNA from Neolamprologus brichardi, 1912 nucleotides. RefSeq names its product galactose-3-O-sulfotransferase 1a (gene gal3st1a). Gene Ontology annotation, biological process: myelination; galactosylceramide biosynthetic process. Gene Ontology annotation, molecular function: galactosylceramide sulfotransferase activity. NCBI's taxonomy places the organism in Eukaryota, Metazoa, Chordata, Actinopteri, Cichliformes, Cichlidae. The record is from RefSeq and is a predicted model, not a curated record. Gene Ontology annotation, cellular component: membrane.